CUUUCUCUGACUAUGCUUCUUCCUCCUCCUAUUGAAUAUCAUGAGUUGUAUGACGUUGCGAUCCCUGAAUUACGCUAGAGCAGUACCCUCAUAAGGAUUCCGAUUUUCGAGAGGGCUCUCCGACACUUGGUGGUAUCCGCUGCCCGUACACGUCCCCUGACUUGACCCUGCUCCGCCUCCGGUUUCUGUGCCAAUAUCCACCUCUCUCCAGACACCGUGGUCAACGCGUCGGGUGCUGUUGGACUACUUUAGAACAAAUCGCCCCGGGGUUUGUCUGGAAUGGUCUGCGUCGACUGAGCAUGGUCGGGAUUGGACAGACAAUGUCUACCUCAAGCCAGCUGGGGUCGAAAUUCGGCACAGGAAACAACAGCCGGCCAUCCAGCAAAGAUGGACCGAAGAAGAACAUUUGGUCUUCUAUGCUGGAUAGUGUCGCGAAUGGGAAACGGUUGCCUGAAAAGAACCUCUUAAUCCUAGGAGGUACACCCGAGAGCCAGAGAGAAUUUCUAGAAGCAUUUUCUGCAGAUACAUCAGAUCCUAGUUUAUCGAAUGAGAAGCGGAAGGGGAAGCUUCCGCCGAUUGCCAACCAGUUUGCUUUAGGAUACACUUAUCAGGAUGUGUUGGAUGCGGACCAGGAAGAUACAUUGGCGCGCGUCUCUGCAUAUUUACUCUCCGAGCCUUCGCUAUCUUUUGCGCCUCUCCUAAAACCGCUCCUGACACCUCAGUCCAUCCCAGAAACAUUGGUUGUGGUUCUUCUUGACUGGUCAGAUCCCUGGACGUGGGUCAGACGGCUUAGAGAAUGGGUCCGCCUCCUACGCCACGUCCUGAUCUCGCUUGAUGACGAAACGAAGAUUGUGAUGGAAGAAAAUAUGACCGAGUGGAGGGACCGGAAAAGGGGCGUGGACUCUGCUUCUACGGGAUCGCAAGCGCUAACUAGCUCCGGUGGCCCUGUCACGAUACCUCUCGGACCUGGUGAAUGGGAUGAAGGAUUGGGAAUUCCUCUCUGUGUCGUCUGCCAAGGGGCCGAUAAAAUUGAAAAGUUGGAGAAAGAUCACGGCUGGCAUGAGGAAGAGUUCGACUUCAUUCUCCAGUUUUUGCGAACAAUUCUACUUAAACACGGUUCUUCUCUUAUCUAUACCACACCAUUUCUCGCCAACUCUCUUCAAAGUUUACUACACUCUUCCCUUGGCAUACACUCUCUACUGAAAAGACAGUCACUCAAACACAAUGUGAUCGACCGCGACAAGAUCCUUGUCCCCACGAACUGGGACUCGUGGGGUAAAAUUCGGAUUAUUCGAGAAGGAUUCGAUAUGGAAGGCAUAUCGACAGCUUGGUCUAUUGAAAUUCAGGACCUUCCCGAGCCACUUGCGAAUGGUGUAAACGAAGAAACGCCCAAGGAGGGUGUUUCAGCAGCGGAAGAUGGAACAAGCGCAGUUGUGAUUUAUGAGCAAACCAUUAAAGACCCUAAGAGAGACAAUUCAACGGCACAGCCAGGAAGCCAGCAAGGCGGAAAUAAGGUCGAAGUCGAAACUUCUGAUAUGCAAGGUUUUCUAACUAAGCAGCUGGAGGUUCUGGAGCAACUGAAGAUCGAGGAUGAGAAAGACCGUGCGGUGAAGAAGAUGCCUCAGCUGGAAAUGUCUCCUUUGGAAGAUAAUGGGCGGGUUAAUGAACACAUUGGCCCUGUGCAAUUCAACAUGGGAGGAAUCCAAGUUGAUGCCGACGACAUGCUGCGGAAGCUAAAGGAACGAGAGGCCAAUCGGUCCCAGAGAAAGGAGAUUGUUUCUUCACCCGGUGAUGAGAAAGCACACAAUCAGGCACUGGCCAACUUCUUUGCAGGUUUAGUCAAAAAACCUGGAGGGAGCCCUCGUGGCAGCCCGUCGGUGUAAAUGCGUGAUGUGAUGUGAUGCUACCCGAGCAAUUCUUCACUUCUAUCUACGCAUCGCUUUAUCUCCCCUGUCCUAUGUCUGGGAUUGCACAAGGAGGCCUCGUUGAUUUCUUUCCCUUUUUGUUUCUUUUCCUUUCCAUCGCUUCCUUAAUACCCACCGUUGACAUCCAUCUAUCUGGCUUUGGAUACCUUAUUGUCCAUCCUAUUCAGCCCAUCUGUUCAAGAGGACCAUCAAAGGAACAAUGCGAUGGCGAUACUCGUACACUCCAUUCGUUCAGUACAUACUACAUACCCCUAUUUCACUUUUGAUUAUGGUUAGCGUAGAUACCUUUUUCUAGUAUAUUUUCAAUGGGGAGGGGGGUUGUUGAUAGCUAUGUGAUAUAAAGACUGUCUUAGCACCAUUAUCUACUUAAAUAAUCAUAUCAUCAUCAUUACAAGC
Messenger RNA from Aspergillus ochraceoroseus IBT 24754, 2321 nucleotides. RefSeq names its product dynein family protein. Bases 300 to 1883 code for a protein of 527 amino acids. The transcript is spliced from 6 exons. Gene Ontology annotation, cellular component: cytoplasmic dynein complex; centrosome. Lineage: Eukaryota; Fungi; Ascomycota; Eurotiomycetes; Eurotiales; Aspergillaceae. Gene Ontology annotation, molecular function: dynein heavy chain binding. The record is from RefSeq and is a predicted model, not a curated record. Gene Ontology annotation, biological process: microtubule-based movement; microtubule cytoskeleton organization.